GAAACUAGAAAAAAGAAAUGGAAAGAAUUGCUAAAAUUGGAAUGAAUGAAAAAAAGUAGGAAAUUAAAGUUAGAAGUGAUCGCAAGUUGUUCCAUCUCAGUCGUCUCCUCUCUUUUCCAGCGUCCGAUCUCUCAUCCAUUCCCUUCCUUCCAUUGCGCGCCUUCAUACAAACCCUCUCCCCCCUUCCCCUAAUUUAUCAGGGUUCUUCUGCGGGCGCUCAUGGCAGACGGUCAGGCCCCGUUUCACUUCCCGGGCAGUCCCGGCGGUGGCAGCCACGAUAGCGGGGACCAUAGUCCCGGCCCCAGGUCGAAUGUUCGGGAGCAGGAUAGGUUUCUCCCCAUCGCGAAUAUCAGCCGGAUCAUGAAGAAGGCCCUCCCGGCGAACGGGAAAAUUGCAAAGGAUGCGAAGGAUACCGUUCAGGAGUGUGUGUCAGAGUUCAUUAGCUUUGUCACCAGCGAGGCAAGCGACAAAUGCCAAAAGGAGAAAAGAAAGACCAUCAAUGGUGAUGAUCUGCUAUGGUCAAUGGCUACUUUAGGAUUUGAAGAUUAUACCGAGCCUCUCAAGGUGUAUCUCGCUCGAUACAGAGAGAUGGAGGGCGAUACAAAGGGAUCUGCCAAGGCUGCAGAAGGCUCUAACAGAGGUGCUGCGCAACCUAACCCUAACUUACAGGGACAACAUUUUGUGGUUCCAAUGCGAAGCAUGGAAUAGAGACGGCUUCUCUGGGCUUCGGCAUCAAUCUUCUUUGCUGCCACAGGUUGUGUUCAUCUGAUCAGACUUAAGAAUACGUUUGGCUAACUCAUACCACUAGUGGAAGUUUUAAAGCCCUUUUUUGUAUCAGUAGAAACUCUCAAUUAUUUGUUAUUGCUCAGUAAAUGUAUUAGUGCGCAAACACAUCGUUUUUGUUACAAACCGUCGUUUGUUUUGGUCAUGUUGUCAAAACAAGUAAUCAUGUAACCUAAUCAAGUCAUUCUUUUGAG
Molecule: messenger RNA, 977 nt
Organism: Cuscuta campestris
Lineage: Eukaryota; Viridiplantae; Streptophyta; Magnoliopsida; Solanales; Convolvulaceae
Source: the annotation of a GenBank genome assembly